Esox lucius (northern pike) is the source of this 1881-nucleotide messenger RNA. Its product is annotated as E3 ubiquitin/ISG15 ligase TRIM25-like. The record is from RefSeq and is a predicted model, not a curated record. Bases 41 to 1336 code for a protein of 431 amino acids. Gene Ontology annotation, molecular function: protein binding. NCBI's taxonomy places the organism in Eukaryota, Metazoa, Chordata, Actinopteri, Esociformes, Esocidae. The transcript is spliced from 6 exons.
CAGUAAGUGAGUCAGUCAGUGAGUCUUACAUUCAUCUUAAAUGACAGAAACAAUGGAGUCUCUUCGCUGUCCCAUCUGUCUGGAACAUCUGAAGGAGCCAGUCACCACUGCCUGUGGACAUAGUUACUGUAUGGACUGUAUUGAGGGCUGCUGGGACCAAGAUGAGGCUAAAGGUGUCUACAGAUGCCCCCAGUGUAGACAGACCUUCAUCCCAAGACCUGUUCUGAUGAAGAACAUCAUGCUGGCCGAUCUAGUGGAGAACCUGAAGACAGGACUACAAGUGUCUCCUUCUGCUCUCCAUUAUGCCGGACCUGGAGAUGUAGCAUGUGAUGUCUGCACUGGGAGAAGGUUUAAAGCUGUCAAGACCUGUCUGGGGUGUCUGGCCUCUUACUGUGACACCCAUCUUCAGCCUCACUACCAAUCUGAGGAACUAAAGAAGCACAAGUUGGUCGACACCUCAACCCAAAUACAGAAACAGCUGGGUGUGAAACACGAGAAGUCCCACUACCAGCAGAGGAUCCAGGAGAGAGAAAGGAAGCUGAUUGAGUUGAAACAGACUAUGACCUUCAUUAAACACAUAGUACAGACAGCUGUGGAAGACAGUGAGAAGAUCUUUGCUGAGAUGAUCUGCUCCAUGGCGAGAAGACGCUCUGAGGUGAAGGAGAUGAUCAGAGCCCAGGAGAAGGCUGAAUUGAGUCGGGUUGAAGAACACCUGGGGCAACUGGAGCAGGAGAUAGCAGAGUUAAGGAGAGACGAUGAGUUGGAGCAGCUUUCACAUACCGAAGACCACAUGUCCCUCCUCCAGACUGCCCAGUCUCUUGGUGACCUGGUUGAUCCCAAAGCACCAUGCCGUUCCCUCGUUAGCUUUUCUCUGGGGUUUGAUGAUCUGAAGAGGGAAGUCACUGAGCUCAUUAAAAAAAUGGAUCACAUCUGUCAAGAAGAGUUGGAGAAGAUGUCCUGUUCAGCAAAGAAGCAGCAUUCUGGGAAGUGGUGGGGCUUCGGUCUGGUGAUGACCCUGAACAUGCUGACGGGGGACCAGGGAUUUGGGUUCAGACUUGUUGGAGGACGUGAGACUUCAGAGAAGAUUCUAAUUACGGAUAUAGUGAGACACUCGGCAGCUCACCGCGACGGCCGUUUGAAGAGGGGCGAUGAGCUGGUGGCCGUGGACAACGUGCCCGUGAACCAGAAAACACAUGAAGACGUUGUGGCCCUGAUUGGAAAGGCUGGACAGAAUGGUCAGGUGACCCUGAUGGUCAGGAGAGUCCAGAUGGAUAUUAAAAGAGUGUCUUGUAGACCUCACAGAGGAGUUCCUGCAAACUGUCCAAUGCAGAACUAGAUUAAAACUACUUGUGAACAUAAAAUCAUGAAACUUUUGAAGGGUAAAUCCACAGCGUCUAUAGAAAGUAUUUUUCAAAAGUUGUCAGUGCCUCAGUUUUAUACAUUUUGACAUUUUGUUGGGGCGAUGUUAUUAUUACCCAAGAAUGUUUAUAAUUCCAGAACUGAAUUCAGAACUGUUGAUUUUUGUCAUUGCAAAUUUUAUUGAUAUUCAAUUUAUUCAAUCAUGAAUCCUCAGAAUUUAUUUAUUUCAUAAUUUUUCUGUUUACGCAAAAUUUGAUCAGUUUAGAUUGAGACAAGUAUGUAAAAGGGGAUGUGAAGAGGACCUUUCUCCAUUGCUCUACAGUCCAAUCCUUAUGGUCUCUUGCAAACUUCAGCCAGGCUCUUCUUUGCUUCUCAUUGAUGAAGGGCAUUUUUCUAGCUUUGCAUGACUUCAGCCCUGCCCCUAGAAACCUGUUUGGAACCGUCCUCACCAUGCACUUCACCCCAGCUGCUGUUUGCCAUCCUACGGUUGUUGAGUGACAUUCCAAUGAGUUGACAAGCAUC